AUGGCCCGCCUCCUGAACGUCUCAGCCCUUUCAGCCGACCACCUGACACGGCCGCUGGUGUGCCACGCGUCGCCUUUCCAGGCUGCAGGGUUGGAGAGAGUGACCAAGAGGCGUCUGCUCCUGGCCUGUUUGCUUUUGUCUGGAGUCAUCUACUUCUUACGAGGAAGAAAGGGGGCGGUUUUGAACACACCAGCCCUCACCCCUCUGCCUGAGUCAGAGGAGGGGGCCCUCUCGAGCGAGGACGAGAGGGACGAGGACUCCCCUGUCCUCCUGAACAUGACGUCCUGGAGCGCGCCGGUGGUGUGGGGCGACAGCGCAGUGUCCGAGUGGCGGAGGAGGGAGUUCUCAAACACGGCCUUCCGGGUGGGCUUGGCCGUGUUCGUGGUGGGCCGCUACUCGCAGUACCUCCCGCACUUCAUCGCCUCAGCCGAGCACUACUUCAUGCGGGGGGACGCUGUCAUCUACUACAUCUUGACGGACAACCUCCGCAAUGUCCCCACCCUGCAGCUGGGCUCGGGCAGGCGGAUGCGGGCGCUGCAGGUGACGGAGAUGCCCCAGUGGGACCGCCUGUCCCGGGUGCGGAUGUCCCUGCUGGCCUCGGCCAUCAAGGAACAGAUCCAAAGGGAGGUGGAGUACGUCUUCUGCAUGGACGUGGACCAGGAGUUCGUCAACCCCGUGGGCACCGAGAUCCUGGGUGAGCUGGUGGCCACCCUGCACCCUGAAUACUACGGCAUGCCCCUGUACACCUACCCCUACGAGAAGGCUGAGGUCUCCCUGGCCUUCGUGGAGGAGGGGGAGGGCGACUUCUACUACACAUCGGAGCUGUACGGAGGCCUGUGCUCCGAGGUGUACGCCUUGACGCGGGCCUGCUCCCAGUUCAUCCUGCAGGACUCAGAGGCCAGCUUUCACGCCCUGCAGUACGAGGAGAGCUACCUGAACCGCUACCUGAUCAACCGCCGCCCCACCUGUGUGCUCUCCCCGGAGUACAGCUGGUGGGACUCUCCUCGGUCCCCUGAGGUCCCUGUCCAGAGGAUCGUCUCGUUGGGGAGGGAGUGCGCCUCGCUAGAGCCCCAGAAACGAGCAGCCCGGAGGUGCUGA
This is a messenger RNA of Megalops cyprinoides (Indo-Pacific tarpon), 1098 nucleotides long. Its product is annotated as globoside alpha-1,3-N-acetylgalactosaminyltransferase 1-like. Gene Ontology annotation, molecular function: hexosyltransferase activity. The transcript has 4 exons. Lineage: Eukaryota; Metazoa; Chordata; Actinopteri; Elopiformes; Megalopidae. Bases 1 to 1098 code for a protein of 365 amino acids. The record is from RefSeq and is a predicted model, not a curated record. Gene Ontology annotation, biological process: carbohydrate metabolic process. Gene Ontology annotation, cellular component: vesicle; Golgi apparatus; membrane.